Molecule: messenger RNA, 1140 nt
Organism: Plasmodium relictum
Lineage: Eukaryota; Apicomplexa; Aconoidasida; Haemosporida; Plasmodiidae
Product: conserved Plasmodium protein, unknown function
Exons: 3
Coding region: 1-1140 (379 amino acids)
Source: RefSeq, a predicted model, not a curated record
AUGCAUAUUUUUAUUUAUUUUACUUUUUUAGUGCACUUCUUAGAUCAGCAUACAAAUAAUUUCAGCAUUAAGGAUUCAGGUCUUGAUAGAAAUAAUAUAUUUUUUUCUGAGCCAUAUCAUAAAAUAGCAGGAAAAGAAAAUUACCAAAAUUAUGAAUUAAACGAGGUUCUUGCAGAGCAAAUUUACAAAAACAUAAAAAAUAAUUUUAAUUAUAUAAAAGACACUCAAUAUAAUUUACUUAAAAAAAAUAUUUAUCAAAAAGAUAAUUUGCAAGUCCUAUUGGAAAAUAAAGAAUUAAGAAAAAAGGAUAAAAUAAAUAGUGAAAAUUUGGAAAAUAAAGAAGAUUUAUUGAAGACUGAAUUUAUAAAGUUAAGUAAUACAGAUACAAUUCCUCAUCUUAAAACUCAUAAUAUACUAAAGAAUAACAAAAAUAACAUAGAAAUUUAUCACCACAUUCCUUCUUUAAAUUCUGAAAGUCUUACUAAAUUUAAAAGUAUUAACCAAACAGAAAUUUUAGAUAAAAAAGAGGAAAAAAUGUGUGACCCUAGAUAUAAUGAGUAUCCACCUAUGAAUGGUUUUGGAUAUAAUCAUCACAACACAAGCAAUGGAAAUGGAUUUUAUGCGAACACAUAUAAUAAAGAACCUGCAAAUUUAACAAUGCAGCAACAUAAUAUGCAUGGAAGAAACAACUUGAUGUUCGAAGAUGGCAAUGUUCCAUAUGGUCUUUACGAUCAGUCAAAUUUUUCAGGAACUAAUUCUUUGAUGUGUGGAAAUGUUCCUCCUAAUGAACCUAAAAUAAUGUAUAGGAGAAAUGGUAUGAACGAACAACCUUAUAAUAACUAUCCGAUGACUAAUGGAAUGGAAUAUAACUACCCUGUAUAUGGACAACAAUUUAAUCCUAAUAUAAGGAGAAAUACAAUGAAUGGAGGAUACAUGCAUGAAUGUCAUUAUGCUAAUAAUGCCAAUAGUGCUAUAUCUAAAUCUGCUUGCAGUAGUAUAAUUGAUAAGGAUCAUAAAAAAGAAAUGUGUAGAAAAAAUAUAUCAAAAGUAAAAAAAGGAGAUAUAGAUAUUAACAUAGAAACAUCCUCUUCAAAUCGUAAAGGUGUUACAAUUGAUUUAAAUAUAGGUGUGGGGAAUUAA